Pseudoliparis swirei is the source of this 557-nucleotide messenger RNA. It is a transcript of the gene g0s2, whose product is annotated as G0/G1 switch 2. The coding region runs from base 123 to 467 and encodes 114 amino acids. NCBI's taxonomy places the organism in Eukaryota, Metazoa, Chordata, Actinopteri, Perciformes, Liparidae. The transcript is spliced from 2 exons. The record is from RefSeq and is a predicted model, not a curated record.
AGAUAUACUUGUGCUUUAAUCGCAGGAUCUGCAAUCGUCUGUUAGUCUGAGAACCCUUGACAAGGCCAUACGCUUGAGAGUUUAGGGUGCGCUUCAAAUUUUUUUUCUUCAACAGACACACAAUGGAAAACAUCGGCGAGAUCAUCCCGUUUGCUAAGGAGAUGCUGAACCGGAGGCCGAGCCGAGAAAUGCUGAAGAUCUACAUGCUGGGCUCAACUGUGGCAGUACUGGGAGCAAUCGGUGGACUGGUGGAAACUGUUUUACUGCCAUUUGCAGAGCAAGAGAAUGUUGAGGAUGCACCAGCAGAGCUGGACAUGGAGAAGGAGAAGAAGCAGGUGUUAAGGUCAAGCACCACCUCGGCUCAGCCUGAAGUUGUGGAUGUGCUAAAUAAGUUAAUGAUUGAGGCAGAGGACGAACAUCUGGUGGCAGCUGAGCAGAGGAGCUCUCAUUGCUUAGAUGCUUCUUAAAGAAACCCUCACGUCCUGGUUUAAAUGAACCCGACACGUGCAAUGUUGAUGGUGAUGGUGGUGAAUUAAAACACCAUGUUGAACUGGUUA